GAUGCUUUUUGUUUCUCUCGAUUAUCCAAUCUUUACUUUCCCAACCUUCUUUUUAACAGCGACCACAAAAUAUCAGAACGGACCGCCACGACGCUUUUGUUGCACUACAAGAGGCAAUUCUGAAUUGCCUUCAUGGUCAAAACGUCUUAGUUUCAUCUGACAUCUCUCAUGUCACGUCCCACACAAGAUUCGUUGCCACCUCACUGUCACUGUCUGCUCAAGCAAACGCGCCACUUUUAUAUUCCAACCAAAAUUCCAACACUUACACAAAGACUUUUCAAGCCGUUAAUAUCAGCCUAUGCAUUGGGAAUAUAAAGGCAUGGGAGCUCUUACUCAAACUGAAGCUUUUGAUGCCGACUGUAUUUAGUCCUUCAGAGUUUCUGACCUGGACCACACCACUUUCUCUGUUCUAAUCUUUCGGCGACGGUUAUUUGAGAAGUCUCGUACGACCAGAGCUGCAAUUGAAUCCUGUCCCCGGGCUUAUUCAUAUCGGUUGUAAAUCCGUGUCCACCAGUAUUUUCGGACCAGGUAUCGUAGUCGCGGCCACCUCCCGAACAGUACCCACCAAUACCCGAUUUUUUGGUACAGAAAUCGCAAGUAGGAAUUUGAAAAAUCGGGUCCGAAUGUGAACCAGGAAAGCAAUUGCUCUCUUCCGCAAGUUCGGCAUUGGAUGACUCCUCAUGAAAGGUCAAGGAGUUUGCUUGGCUGUGGACCUUAGCCGGCGCCUUACCGCCGAUGCCAAUGGAUUCGUCGACUGUACUUGAAACUCUGCUUGCGUUGUGGUUUUUGGCAACAUGGCUGCUCUUGUGCACGAUGGCCUUCUUUCUGUCGGUUGUCAAUUAGUACCCAAGCAAUAUAAUUGUGAACCUGUGCGAGGGUGGAAAGCUCACGACUUCUUCGUCAUCUUGACCCUUGAUAGAUGUCAUCUUCUUAUCUUCUUAGAAUAUACUUCGAACUGCCAAGAACGAAGCUAUCUGGAGAUCGUCAGUUGGGAACCGGUGGGCAGCAACGAUUCGAUGACACAACCUAUCUUUGAGGUGCAGAAAUCCUGCAAUGGCCACUCGGUCAUUCUUGAUAGUUUAAGACACUUGAUAGCUAUUGGGUCUGACACUAGUCCAGCUUCAAAAUUAAUGCAGACUCGAGUAUUUGAACUCUACAGAACAAAGAUUGUGUUAAAAGAUUGGUCCACAUACCGUGAGCGGCACCUGCCAUUCAAGAACAAUCCUAUAGUUCUUGAUUUUUAGUGGUCAAAGGUGGUAUCUGUUGGACUAAUGAGGCCGUAUUGCAUCCGACAGGUUCGAUUUUGGAAGCUUCUGAUCGAGUGGAGACCAUCUUUAUCCCAGGGUAACUCCAGUGCCGCAUAAUUGCAAUCUUCUAGGAAGCCUUAUUUUUAUUCAAGCUGCAGAUAUCAUGGUCUAAAUGACCCAGAAAUCUUUUCGCUAUCGACGACUAUGCCGCUAGCUCAUGAAAUUAACAUGCAGGCUUCCGACAACACUUCAUGAAUUGACCGCCCUUCCUUGCCAUCUCUGAUUUUUGCGAAUGGCUACCCAGCGUACCCCUUUCAUGAACUUUUGAGACAUUACUCGGGCAAUGCCAUCGUAAUACAACCAAGAUUAUUGUGGAGAAUGACAGUGAAAUCUCUGUUUAGUCAAUAUGGGAAUUCUUUUCUCGCUCCCCAUUGCGGGAACGAUUCCAGACAACGGAUGGCUGCAGCCUCCUCAUGUUUUGAUUUUGGGCGCUUUUGCAGCGGUGUUUCUCAGACAGGGCGCUGAAGGAUUCGAAAUCUCGGUGUGCAUAAUGCGCGCAGCAUGCGUGGUUCUGAAUUAUAUUUGCGCUGGCAUGCGUGGGAAUGCGUGUUUGCCUUUCAAACAAUCACCCCAUUUCUUACCAUGCACAUAUCUUGGAAAUUCUUGUUAUUUUGAGAUGAGAAAAGCGAUUCAAUUUGCCUAUCCAGUGUUCUUACAACCACUGGGGUUUUGCAGUCUUAUGUCAGGUGAACGCCAACAGAAAACCCAGCCAUAGGGUAAACGGUUACAUUAAUUAGGGGUACCCAGAACAAUGGCUACCUACGUACACUACCAAGACCGACGAGGAAAGUUUCAAGUUCACGCAGAGGCCGUGGUCGAAAUCAAUGUGCAGAAUUUAUAUUAAUUUUUAGCACCACAUGACGAGAGAUGUGCA
This is a messenger RNA of Botrytis cinerea B05.10, 2181 nucleotides long. RefSeq lists its product as hypothetical. The transcript is spliced from 2 exons. The coding region runs from base 795 to 1244 and encodes 149 amino acids. NCBI's taxonomy places the organism in Eukaryota, Fungi, Ascomycota, Leotiomycetes, Helotiales, Sclerotiniaceae. The record is from RefSeq and is a predicted model, not a curated record.